UAUAUUGCGUCCACAGAAUCCGUCUCGGUUACGGUGCAGAACUUGUCCAAAGUGCGGAAGGAAGACUGGGAUAAAUUCUGCAGCCUCCUUUGGGUUAUUUCCGGAAGCUCUGAGCCACCAAUGGUUGUUGCUGCUAAGGCUGGGUCGAUGAAGGGAACGAUGCUGUUCAUGGCUGCGGGCUUCCAUUGCGGCAUUCUCGACGCCGGCACUUCCGGCAGGACGCCGCUGAUGGAAGCCUGCGCCGCUCUUGAAGAUGCGGAAGAGGAGGAAUCCAGGCGUUUGCUGGGAGUUGCGAAGGCCCUGCUGGCCAUUGCGCAAGUCAAUCCGAAUCACGUUGUGGCGUCGGGAUCGGAUGCGGGAAAAACGGUGCUUCACAUCGUGGCUGAGCUCACGGAACGUCCUGCGACUGUGGCCAUGACUGGACUGCUUCUUGCCUACGGGGCUGAUCCUGCCAUUGGAGGCACUGGACUGAUUAAGUUGCUGUCUCUGCGGAUGAUCGGGGCUGGCGAGGAGGAAAUCCGUGUCAUCAGGACAAGACGUGAUAAAGUUCUUGUUCUUGCCUUUGGCCACGAGCUUUACUUGUGCCUGUUGUGUACG
This is a messenger RNA of Notodromas monacha, 597 nucleotides long. The record is from the annotation of a GenBank genome assembly. Lineage: Eukaryota; Metazoa; Arthropoda; Ostracoda; Podocopida; Cyprididae.